Paramuricea clavata is the source of this 810-nucleotide messenger RNA. Lineage: Eukaryota; Metazoa; Cnidaria; Anthozoa; Malacalcyonacea; Plexauridae. The record is from the annotation of a GenBank genome assembly.
AUGGCAUCUUACAUUUUGAAAGAAGGCGUUGCCAAAGUAUCUGAAGUGUUCAAUACGCAAUUUCCGAAUAAAAUUUAUAAGUCUGACAAAGCAGUGCAGCGACUUUUACAAUUACCGGUGGUAAUUGUGAAGGGUGAAUUCCUGUUUUUAACCGAGAAAAGUCCCGAUGUCAACUACAAGAUAUUGUUAGAACUGCUUCCAAAGAUGUUACCAGCAGAGAGAGAGGUUGGAAGUCGAAUUAGCAAGAAGACCCUUAGAACGUUAUGUCAGUUAGCAUCAACUGAAUCAGAUAGGAAAUUACUAAAAUAUAUAGCCACUUGGGGACAGUCUGCAAAACACGCGAAAUUAACCUACGGUAUUGAUGACAAUGUUAGACAGGUUCAGCAGGUGAACCAAGCAAUGUUGAUGGCAAAUGAAAUCCAGAAAUCGGUAAUGAAGCUUGCGACUCUGGAAGAUACAGCUCUUUUUAACUCCUUGGGCAUACCAAAAGACAUUUCCAGUGAAUCUGAGUCAGAUGAAUCGGAUUCAGAGACUGAUUAUUUCAGUAGCGAUUUAAAACCAGAAUUAGAACUGAAACAAACUACCACGGGGUCAAACGUCUCACCUAACCUACACGCCAGUGAAACACCGCCAAAUGAAGUAUGCUUGUCGUGGUUGAAAGAGAGUAAGUUUAAUUGGGUUUUAUUUCAUCAGGAGUGUCUACUACGUUUAAAGCAUUUGCAUGAAGAUGUGUUUGAUGAACUGCUGACUGUCUUUGCAAAUAAUCUCUCUGCGUCCGGCGUAAACGAGGAUGAACUGGCUCAGCUUUAA